UGGCCAUAUCACCGGCAUCAUCGACUGGGAAGCUGCUGGAUGGUACCCCCAAUAUUGGGAGUUCACGACCAUGCUGAAGGGGUUACAGUUGACCAGGGGCCCGGAGGGCGAACUCGUCGGGAAGACGGCUUGGCAGCGGCUCGUAUUAUCCCUUCCGAGCUUUCACUACGCCAAUGAAUAUGAUUUGGAAUGGUCGUUGUGGUGGUUCACGAUGGCUAACUGGCCGUCGUGGUAAGCGCCUGCGGAGUCGAUGCAGAGUACUAUAUCUACCGACGCGCGACUCGCAAGCCAGCUUACCCUCUCGUCGAAGUUGGUGCCCUAUAUGUGGCAGGAACCUGCCGAACUCUACUCCCCAGCGAC
Molecule: messenger RNA, 360 nt
Organism: Fomitopsis serialis
Lineage: Eukaryota; Fungi; Basidiomycota; Agaricomycetes; Polyporales; Fomitopsidaceae
Exons: 4
Coding region: 71-235 (54 amino acids)
Source: RefSeq, a predicted model, not a curated record